Messenger RNA from Empidonax traillii (willow flycatcher), 4682 nucleotides. Its product is annotated as epidermal retinol dehydrogenase 2-like. Gene Ontology annotation, cellular component: lipid droplet. Gene Ontology annotation, molecular function: oxidoreductase activity, acting on the CH-OH group of donors, NAD or NADP as acceptor. Bases 78 to 998 code for a protein of 306 amino acids. NCBI's taxonomy places the organism in Eukaryota, Metazoa, Chordata, Aves, Passeriformes, Tyrannidae. The record is from RefSeq and is a predicted model, not a curated record. The transcript has 7 exons.
CAUCCCUGUGUCGCUGCGGGCGGGCAGUGCGGGGCAGGUGGGAGCCGGCGAAGAGCGGUGCUUGUACCUGAGAAAUCAUGUUCAACUUCAGAUGCAUCAAGAAGUUACUACAGUACCUGAAAUUUUUCAUUUAUUUAUUUAUUGAGAAUCUCUUCUGUAUAUGUCCUCUACAAAAAAAAUAUUUUGCUGCUGAAAUAGUUCUUAUUACUGGUUCUGCAAAUGGGAUUGGAAGGCAGAUUGCCUUAAAAUUUGCUCCUUUGGGAGUAACUUUGGUUCUUUGGGACAUUGAUGACGAAGGCAACAAAGAAACAUGCAGAUUAGCCCAAGAAAAUGGAGCUAACCGGGUGUUUGUCUACCACUGUGACUGCAGCAGUAGGGAGGAUGUCUAUGAAAAGGCAGACAAGGUUAAAAAAGAAGUUGGGGAUGUUACUAUUCUAAUUAAUAAUGUUGGCAGAGCACUUGGAAAGAAGUUCUGUGACAUUUCAGAUGCAGAUUUUGAAAAGACCUUAAGAAUCAACUUCUUCUCUCAAGUCUGGACUUGCAAGGCUUUUCUUCCGGCCAUGAUGGCCUGUAACCGUGGGCACCUGGUUAGCACCGCCAGUGCAAGCGGAUUACUGGGACUCUACAGACUGACAGAUUAUGCUGCAAGCAAGUAUGCAGUCGUUGGAAUGAUGGAAGCCAUAAAUUCAGAACUUUAUCAUGCAGGAAAACAUGGCAUUAAAACCACAAUCAUUUGUCCUUAUUUUGUUAAGACUAAAUUAAGUAGAGGUUUCCAAAGCGCAAAACCUUUUUUGCUUCCUGUUUAUGAUGCAGAGUAUGUAGCCAACAAGAUCUUGAAUGCAGUUAAAAAGGAAAAGUUUUAUCUAAUCAUGCCUCCAACUGUACGCUUAUUUGGUUUGAAAACUUUCAUUCCUAGAAAAGUGGUAUUAUUCUUCGAAUCAUACGUCAAGUUCGCUGAGAGCAUGGAUAAAGCCUUCGGUCAGAAGAAAAAGGACUGAAAUAAAAAUAUUCUGAAGACUUCAAGUGCCAUCUAAUUGAAUGUUCUCAGUAAAAAAAUAAUUUUAAAUCAUGUUUAUUCUCUGACAGAAAACUUACUUCUUGUGUGAUAUUUGACAUUGGUCAACAUGCAGUUUAAUUCUCCUUAACAGUCUUUUAUGUCUUUACGUCUUUAUGUUUGACAAUUUUCCAAGUAACCUUUGAAAAAUCAUUGAAAUUUAAAAUUAUAUAGGUAUUAUGUUAAGUGACCAAGCAAUAACUUGGCACAGAUUGUAUUGUCUUCAGACUGAAAUUUCAAUGAUGUAGCCUGAAAACACUGAUUUUUAGUCACAACUCAAUCUCUCAUUUCUUGAUGGCAUGCUGCUUUUAUCUGCAGUCUCAGUAAAAGUCAGUAAGACCAGGCAGGGAUGUUUGACUUCAUUUUGUAUUCUGAAUUCUCAAUUUCUGAGCAAAAUCUUAAAGCACAGGAAAAACACACUCCUGUUGAAGCAGAAAUCAAAACAAACAAACAAACAAACAAACCAAACCACAACCAAAAAAACCUAAACCACAAAACAUUUAAUGCUUUUCCCUUUUAGGGUCAAAACAGCACUGCAGUUCACACAAAGCCAACAUGAAGAAGGGUUGCUGUGGGAUGAUGGGCUCUGCCUGGUUAGCUGUGCAGGGAGCCUGUGUUUUGAAGAGGAGUGAACUGCGAGGCGAGCUGAUAAAGUGUGUGCGGUGCUGUGGCACUUACCACGCUCCUCCUCAUUAGUCAGUACACUUUGCUAAGCACUGUUCUGUGGGAUACAUGUGCCUGGGUCUUGACUCAUGGCUAGAGGCUGAUACUGGAUCAUUUAUCAAAGGCUGUAGCUUGGAAAGAGCGUAUGUAAACCUGUAACAGCAGCAAAGCAUCGUGUGCCUGCUCAGAGAGGAAAGAUGAUGAAGUCCCACAAUCAGAGGAAGUAGACAGGAAAGAAUUCCGUCCUAGAAAUCACUUAUGUGGUAAUUAGUUGUCUCUAUAAAUUUUGUCAAAGGUUCCAACAACAGAAUAGUUAGAGUUUACAAAUGUAGGCUCUGUGGUGAGCACCUGCUGUAGGCAGCUGUGUGUUGAGCACCAAUGAAGCCCACAGGCAUCUGGCUCCCUUCUCUGGCCCUAGAGGCUGCAAUGCAGCUUUGAAGCACCCUGCUGAGGCCAGAAAGUUCAAGGUGCUGUGUCCCAGGUUAGAUCCCUGAAGUCAGCAGCUGAAUCUGGACCUGUAAACUGGUCCACACAGUUCUUUUUAAUUCCGGUGACCUUACUUAAAUUACUUAGAAAAUAAUUGAUUCGAGAGUAUUGUGAGAAUCUGUGCAAGAAAUCUUUGUUUGGCAAUUUUCUGAGUAACUUUUGAAAAAUCAUUAAAAUACAAAAUUACAUAGGCAUUAUGUUAAGUGACCAAGCAACAGCUUUGCAUGGACUAUAUUGCGUUCAGUCUGAAACUUCAAUGAGGUAGCCUGAUUGUUAGCGUGGAACAUUAUUCUGUUGUAAAUCAUGGAAAAAAGAAUACAGACAAGAGGAAUACCUCGUGUAUUCUUGUAUAAUUCUGGGCUGGCUCUUCAGCAAAAUUUCUUCUUAUGUUUGGAGAGAAGUCACAGCCAUGUCCCUCAGCUGCCUUCAAGUGAAACUACAACCUAGAGAUAAUAAAGAACAAAAAACCCCCUCAAGAGCAGAAAUUCAGGGAUUAGUUGCACAAAAGCAUGUGCCGGUACUUAAUUGAUAGAAAUCAAUCCUCGUGUAAAUUUUCAGAAAAUGCUAGCAUAAAAUGUUCAUAAUUAAACUUAACUUAAAAAAUGAACAAAUAAACUGCAGAUAAGAAUAGUGAAUCUACAAAGCCUACUUUCUAAAAAUAAACUGUAAGGAAUUAGAGUAGAUUUUUAGAGACUAGGCUCUGUAGUCAUCUAUUGCCCACAUUUGCCACCAUAUUUCAAUUGUACUUAAGUAAGCCCAUACUUACAAGCUCCCUUCCAGCUAUAAAUGCUUAUAAGAAUGCACACUCCAAUGAAAAACCUAUUUUUUUAACACCAAAGUAUGCAUGCAUUCAGUAAAUUCGUUCACGUACCUGUAAAUAUUACAGGGGAAAUUUUAGCUGAGAGAAUGAGAAAGCUAUCUCGAGUUUGCCUCUUUGGAAAGCAAGGUUUAUUGACUUAUAUUUUUGAAAACUCUCUAGGUGAUGAGUAAUUGAAAAAUUAUUUUCUUCCAAACUAAUGAGACGAGAACAAAGUCUAAAUUGCACCCUGCGAAUAAUGAUCUUUUUCUAAAUUGCAAGCAGAUAUGUUGAGUAUUGGGAUUCCCUUAUUCCACAUGAAUGUUGCAAUUUGGCUCUAGAUCUAUGGUCAUUUUUAAGUAUGAUUACAGCAGACAAUGCAAACUGAUGUGACAUUAUAUUUGUGAAUGUAUUGUGGGCCUGAAUAUCUUCAUACGUAAGGCCAUUGCUGGUGUUGCAGAGCUUCAGAACAGGGCUCAUGAGGUGAAAAAAAUAUAUUUUUUAAUUAUUUGUAAAAUGAAACACACCUGUUAGUGACAUUAAUAUUUGGUGGACUAUCCAUCAUUUAAAAUCUGAUGGUUGAGGAUGAAAUAUCUGCAGUCAAAGAGCACAUUGUAAGGGCUCUCUUUUCAGGACUCUUUUGUUAUUUUCAGUUUCUUUAACUAAAGUAUAUGAACCUGAACCUUACCACCUACAUCUUCAGUAGUAUGUUUACCAACUAUAUAGACAGGACAUGAGUAGAUUAGGAAUAAUGUAAAGGAAAUAAUGUUCUAUUUUGUAAGCUAUAUUUCACCUAUUCUUUAUAGCUACACUGCAAAAACUUACUUUGUAUUGCUGCAACCUCAGCCAAGGGCACUCUUUGGCUCCACUUUUUUCAGGCUAAUCUGCUUUUCUCAAGAAGGAAUUUGUAAAGCUUAUACUUUCUAAGUCUCACAGUGAUCUGGUAGAUCUUCUUAUGAGCCCCAGAAAUCAGUAACUCAUUCAUUUCUAUGAAAACACAAGGAAAAUAAUUUUGAGUUUUGGGGUUGGUUGUGGGGUUUUUGUUGUUAUUGUUUUGGGGUUUUUUGUUUCUCUUUUUUGUACAGAGCAGAAGUGUGAUAGAUCCUGUAAUACAGCUCUAAAACUCUAAGCCAAGACCUUCCUAUUAAAGUUCGGGAGAUGCAAUCAGAUGCUGUUCCUGUUUUUCUAAUAUAAAAUUACCUUUCAUCUUUUGAAAGAAGCAUCUCAGAGUUAUCAACAACUCCUGCAAAACAUACCCUCUACUUCUUUGAAGCUUUCAUUUUAUUUGUAAUUCCUCUAAGCAAAAACAUUUUAACAAGAGAAAUUCUGUUACUAAUGAAGCUGCAAAUGAGACUGGAAGGCAGUUUAUCUUAAUUUUUUUCUCCUUUGGGAAUACUCUUCAUUCUCUGUGAAACUGAUGAAGAGACCUGUGUUGCUGUAUGAACAGUUAGUUAAUCUGUGAUGUCAGAUAAAAUACAGUUAUUUGCUCUUGUUUUAUGACCAUCGGUACAGCACACCUCUUCAGAGAAUUUUUUUCUUAUAGAGGAACUUGUAGUUCUGGGUGUCUUAUGAUGAACAUUAAUCAUAAUCAAGUUACAAGUAUUUUGAGAAAGAAACAUUUGAAUUAUGCUGGAUCACCUUGUAACCUAACAAAAAUCUUAGAUAAACCUUAGAGCAACUAUA